Messenger RNA from Folsomia candida, 812 nucleotides. RefSeq lists its product as uncharacterized. The coding region runs from base 54 to 719 and encodes 221 amino acids. The record is from RefSeq and is a predicted model, not a curated record. NCBI's taxonomy places the organism in Eukaryota, Metazoa, Arthropoda, Collembola, Entomobryomorpha, Isotomidae. The transcript has 2 exons.
AAGUCGACCUAAUCCUGCUUACAAAUCGUGCAAUUCAACACGGCAACUUCGACAUGAAUUUCGUCCACCUUUUCACACUGUUCGUAUUUUUGGAAUCAGCUUGCAAAUUCGCCGAAAUGCUGAAUAUUACGAAAAAGGGCACAAGCUGCGUAGAAAGAACCCCGUUCUGCUUGGGGCAUUCUGACUGUUGUGGUCAUCGAUGCGUUCCACUCAUUUCCCACACUAUCUCAGCCACAACAGUGUACAACACCCUUGGCUAUGUUGGACUACGGGGUGAGAGUCAAUUUGAUCUCUCCAGCGUGCACGUCUGUUCGACUGAUGUGCACACAGACGACAAAGUGGCGACUGCGGAUGAGUGGGACCUAGAAAAAACGUUGCUCAGGACGACACCGACAGCACCGACGACACCGACAGCACCGACGACACCAACGACGCCCACGACACCGACAGCACCCCCCGAACAUGCACCACCGUUUCCUGGGUGUACACAGUACCCACAGUACCCACAGCACCCUAAUUGGUAUCCGAGAUCACAUAAGCAACAUAAGGUCGCCAUUGAGUUGAAGAAAUUUUCCGAUUUCGUUCCCACCGUUUGUCGCCCAUUUGUAGAAAAUGCCAUGAAAAUAUUUGGCGGAUUUCAGCAUCGAAAUCCUGUGGGGAAGGUGUCAUAUGGCGAUGAUUGUGCAGCUGAUAUGGAAACCUCGGAGUUCGUAUAUUAAAUUGCUAACCAUAAUAUACAUGUGUAUUGUCAAAAGAAGUUAAACUGAAAGAUUAAAUUAGUUCAAUAAAUUGGUAUUGGAUGCGUGUUUGAA